Molecule: messenger RNA, 2060 nt
Organism: Camellia sinensis
Lineage: Eukaryota; Viridiplantae; Streptophyta; Magnoliopsida; Ericales; Theaceae
Source: RefSeq, a predicted model, not a curated record
AAUAAAUUUAUAUUUGAGUCGAACACGAUUGUCGCAUAGAGAACACAAUAUAUACUCUUCUUCUCUAAGUCAAUCUCCUCCAUAUCCAAGCGAACAAGAAACCUCCGGCGACGCUCCAGCGACGACGUGAAUCAUCCGUCUGUGUACCUCUGGCGGUAUCUUGGCUUCUGUUUAGGACCUUUUUGUCUUUUACAUUUGGACUGCUGAUGAAUAUUUCAAGUUCCGGUUGUCCCUAUGAGCCAGUUGUAUCCUUGUCUGCUGCUUUAUGAUUAGGUAAUGAAGGGAUUUCACGAGAGAACUUUUAAUUCAAAGCAUUGUUGUAAAACUUAUUCUGAUUCUCCAAAUAGAACUUCUGGGUCUGUUUGUUCGGAGCCAGGAUCUAGUGACAGUAAGCUCUACAAGACUUCCUUAUGGUCAGGAUUUUUUCUAUCUGCUUUCUCAACCUUUGAAGCGCAUGGUGAUCCCAAAGGUUGUGGAAAGAAGGGAUUCGGUACUAGAAGUAAUGGGUGGACAGCAGCUGUGAAAAGAGUUAUGAAUGGUGGCUCAAUGAGGAGAAUUCAAGAGCGUGUGCUAGGGCUGUACAAGACUGGCAUUUCUAGUUCGACAAGUGACAUAUGGCAUCUUGGUUUGUGCUACAAAAUUUCUCAGGAAGAUUCGUCUAGUGAUCUAGCUAUUAGUGAUGGACUAGCAGCAUUUGUUGAAGAUUUCUCAUCAAGAAUUUUGCUGACAUAUCGUAAAGGCUUUGCUGCUGUUGGAGACUCAAAAUAUACCAGUGAUGUAAACUGGGGUUGCAUGCUUCGGAGCAGCCAGAUGCUUGUUGCUCAGGCAUUGAUUGUACAUCAAUUAGGGAGAUCCUGGAGAAAAACUUCUCAUAAGCCACUCAACAAAGAAUACAUUGAGAUAUUACAUCUCUUUGGUGAUUCUGAGGCAUCAGCAUUGUCUAUUCACAAUCUUCUUCAAGCAGGAAAUGGUUAUGACCUCGCUGCUGGAUCAUGGGUUGGCCCUUAUGCCAUGUGUCGCACUUGGGAAUCUCUAGUCCGCUUUAAGAGAGAGGAGAGUGAACUUGAAGACCAGUCUUUUCCCAUGGCUAUUUAUGUUGUUUCUGGUGAUGAAGAUGGGGAGAGAGGUGGAGCUCCCAUUGUUUGCAUCGAGGAUGCUUCUAGACAUUGUUUUGAAUUUUCAAAAGGCCAGGCUAAUUGGACACCUAUUCUUUUGUUGGUUCCCUUGGUUCUUGGUCUUGACAAAAUCAACCCCAGGUACAUUCCUUUAUUGAGCGCGACAUUCACGUUUCCUCAAAGCCUUGGUAUCCUGGGUGGUAGACCUGGUGCUUCAACUUACAUUGUCGGCGUGCAAGAUGAAGAGGCUUUCUACCUUGAUCCACAUGAAGUUCAGCCGGUAGUUGAUAUCAGGAAGGAUAAUCUAGAGGCUGAUACUUCAUCUUAUCACUGCAAUGUUGUGCGGCACGUACCACUUGACUCCGUUGAUUCAUCCUUGGCAAUUGGGUUUUAUUGCAGAGACAAAGAUGAUUUUGAUGAUUUUUGUAACCGUGCUUCCAAGCUGGCUGAUGGAUCGAAGGGUGCUCCAUUAUUUACUGUUACUCAUACCCGCAAUCCGCCAAGGGCAGCCGAUCACUAUGACAUGCUGAGUGAUACUAGUCGGAAUCAACAGGACGAGUCUUUUGACAUUGUGCACGGUAAUAAUGCAGAGGGUGGAACACAAGAAGACGACUGUGAUUGGCAACUCCUUUGACUGAGAUGGUUUAUAUUCUGCGUCUGAAACUGAAAGUUGCGGUUUUGGGUUGGAAACUAGCACUUAAUGCACUCUCAACCUGUACACAACCCCACAGCGCCUCUCUUAUUGGCAGAACCACAAUCUCAAUUGGGUUCACGUUUGUUUGUUAUUUUAUACAAAUUGUUGGAUUAUUAAAUGUGUAGAAUAAAUUAUUCAACUUAUUCAUAUGAUUUACCAUAUACGGAUGUUGUAAUGUAAAAAUGCAGCUAUUUAAUUUUUUGUUUCACAAUUCUAUACCAUUUGACUGCUGAUUAUUUGAUUGAAAGUUU